Podarcis raffonei (Aeolian wall lizard) is the source of this 1490-nucleotide messenger RNA. It is a transcript of the gene CTSS, whose product is annotated as cathepsin S. NCBI's taxonomy places the organism in Eukaryota, Metazoa, Chordata, Lepidosauria, Squamata, Lacertidae. The transcript has 8 exons. The coding region runs from base 116 to 1120 and encodes 334 amino acids. Gene Ontology annotation, biological process: immune response. Gene Ontology annotation, molecular function: cysteine-type endopeptidase activity. The record is from RefSeq and is a predicted model, not a curated record. Gene Ontology annotation, cellular component: lysosome.
CAGCUGGAGAAACAACAUAAGAAAGGGGCUCCUGGAACAGGAAGGCUUCUUACACCCUAAAGAAGAGGUCAAGAGAGAACACCCAGCCUCAGCCUGCUGAAAGACAUCCAGCAGGAUGGAACUGUGGGCCUGUGUUUUCCUGGCAUUUGCUGCUGCUGCUUCAUCAUCAUCUGCAUACUGGGAGAAGGACCCCACACUCAACAGGCACUGGGAGCUUUGGAAGAAAAAGUAUGGCAAAACAUACAAAAAUGAGAAAGAGGAAGGUGGUCGACGUAUGACUUGGGAAAGGAAUCUGCAGUUUAUCAUGUUGCAUAACCUCGAACAUUCGCUGGGGUUACAUUCCUAUGAACUUGGCAUGAAUCAUCUGGGGGAUAUGACCAGUGAGGAGGUGACUGCUAUGUUGACUGGCUUGAAAGUUCCUGACUCACGCAUGCAGAAUUCAACAUAUUAUGUGCGAAGUCUGGGAGUCCUCCCCAAUGCUGUAGACUGGAGGCAGAAAGGGUGUGUCACAGAUGUUAAGAACCAGGGUGCAUGUGGUGCAUGCUGGGCCUUUAGUGCUGUUGGGGCCCUGGAAGGCCAGCUAAAACUCAAGACAGGGAAACUGGUGUCUCUCAGUGCACAAAACCUUGUUGACUGCUCCAGUAAGUAUGGAAACCAUGGGUGCAAUGGAGGCUACAUGCGGGCUGCCUUCCAGUAUAUCAUAGACAACAAAGGCAUUGAUUCGGAAGCUUCCUACCCAUAUGAAGCCAAGAAUGGAACGUGCCACUACGACCCCUCUGCACGAGCUGCUACCUGCUCUAAAUAUGUUACUCUCCCAUAUGGAGAUGAAUCUGCCCUGAUGGAUGCCGUAGCCAAUGUUGGCCCUGUAUCGGUUGGUAUAGAUGCAAGUCUAAUGUCAUUCUUCCUGUUUAAGCGAGGUGUAUAUGAUGAUCCAAAGUGUUCUCAGCAUAUAAAUCAUGGAGUCGUCGUAAUUGGAUAUGGAACAGAAGAAGGCAAAGAAUAUUGGCUUGUGAAGAAUAGCUGGGGUCUAAGUUUUGGCGAUGAAGGAUUCAUUAAAAUUGCAAGGAAUCAUGGGAAUCGCUGUGGCAUUGCCAGCCAGUGCUCCUAUCCACUAAUCUAGAGAGGAUUUCCAGCUCACAGUGGAUUGUUCGUCACUGAAAGAACAGCCCAUUAGGCAACUAAUCUUUAGAGUUUUUAAAAAAUCAAACUGCUCUGUUUUAAGAAGAGUGAUUGGUCUCCAAAGGCGAGGUCUUCCUGUCAACUCCACCUGGUAGAUCUGAGACAAGCAGCCAAAAUGAUGAUUUAUCCUGGUUUAUCUUGGUAUUUGCUAAGCAUCCCUUGGGCGCUGUGGGGCUUAAUCAGUUAAUAAUGUAAUGUCUGUAGUCUUGCUCUGAACAGCCCAAGCUUUAUGUAAUUGCCGGAUAGUAUCACUGUUACAACCUCAAGGUAUGUUGGAAUAAAAGCUGUGUCAGGUAAACACAGAAACAAAC